AUGUGUAUUCUUUGGGUGGUUGCAGCUCGAUUCCAUCAACGUCUCUUGAAAAUGGCAGGGAAUUCGGGAUCAGCUAGCAUAACCUUGUUGGAUAGGUCUCCUGUUGGCUUUUCCGGUUAUCGACCUACUGAAAAUCCCAUACAACCAGGAAUCGCUUCUGGUUCCGCUGCCAGUUCUGCGUCACAGGUAGGAGCUGCUGCAGCGUCAUCUGCAUUUGGUGCCUCAUCUUAUCUUACCAGUCAUUUUGGUAAUACCUACCAACCACCACCCGAUUUUUCUAGUUAUGUUGCAAAUGCACCGUCAGCAGCUGGUUGGUAUGGUCCGCAUGAUCCACGUCUUGUUCCUCGACUAAGUUCUGGUUUUGGUCUUAAUUGUGGUAUCAAUCCGGCACAUGCAGCUAUGCAAGGCUUGCAGUUGCCUCUUACUGGUCAUUCCGGUUCAAGACGAAAACGACGUGUACUUUUUUCUCAGAAUCAAGUUUAUGAAUUAGAACGGCGGUUUCGAGCAUCAAAAUAUCUAACAGCACCAGAACGGGAAGCUUUAGCAAAUUCUAUAGGGCUUUCUGCUACGCAGGUCAAAAUUUGGUUUCAAAAUCAUCGAUAUAAAUGUAAGCGACAGGAAAAAGAGAGGAAAAUGACUGAUGGCAAUAGAGGACGUGCAGAAAGUCAAUCUCCUGGUCCUUCUAGGACACCAACGCCUAUGGACGGGACCAGUCUCGAUAACAAAAAACUGAAUGUUUCAAUUCUGGUAAAAGACGGGAAACGGUGUGAUAAUGCUCAUGGUGUUGGUACCUUUGACUCUAGUUCAGACCAUUUAUUGAAUUUGAGCGCUUUACCUGAUGGAAUGCCAGACUUGAAAAAUCAAUUUUAUCAACAAGCGAUGUGUCAGCCCAGCAAUAUGUACCAGCAGGGAGCCUUUUCAUUCCCACCAUUUGGUGCCCAACCUUAUCCAACAGCUCAAAAUCCAUACUAUCCGUAUUAUGCCAAAUAG
Thelazia callipaeda (thelaziosis nematode) is the source of this 990-nucleotide messenger RNA. The record is from the annotation of a GenBank genome assembly. NCBI's taxonomy places the organism in Eukaryota, Metazoa, Nematoda, Chromadorea, Rhabditida, Thelaziidae.